Caenorhabditis elegans is the source of this 1862-nucleotide messenger RNA. RefSeq names its product Exonuclease domain-containing protein (gene C05C8.5). Lineage: Eukaryota; Metazoa; Nematoda; Chromadorea; Rhabditida; Rhabditidae. The record is from RefSeq and is marked reviewed. Gene Ontology annotation, molecular function: exonuclease activity; nucleic acid binding. Bases 14 to 1798 code for a protein of 594 amino acids. Gene Ontology annotation, biological process: negative regulation of gene expression. The transcript is spliced from 7 exons. Gene Ontology annotation, cellular component: nucleus.
AUUUUUGAGAGGGAUGGCGAAGCGAGAACUGAGGAAAAGUCUCAAAUCAGAGAUAGAAAACCUAUUCAAAUCACCAGAACAAGCAGAACAUGAAUUUCAAUGUGCAACAAAAAGACGUCGAUUAACAAGCUCUGAAAAACCAACCAAGUCUCCUAGUACAAGUAGUGAUGAUCCAUCCAAGCCAAAAUUAGAGUUAAGGCUGUCCCGACUAGGUGAUGGCCAUCGAUUAGACUGCGAAACUCUGGCUCAGUUUAUUCACUUCAGCAUAUUUGGAUCAUCACUCCAAAAGCCCAGAUGGGUCAGUCUAUCCCAUCAUAGAAAUGUCCUUCAGAACCUAGUGGUUCGUGUCAAUGUGGAUGACGAUUUUUUCACGACAACGAAUCUAAGCUUUCUUAGUGAAUUCUUUGAAAAGCAAUGGAUAGAGUUGGAUUCAGAUGUCAGUGAUCGUGGAUUGUUCUGGAACAGCAUUAUGCAAGUCCGGCUUACUAUUCAGGAACAGAUUCGGAGAAAGUCUGUCAUAAUGCAAAAAACUUAUGAUAGAGACGGAAAACACGAUAAAUCGCAUUUUGUGCUCACAACUGAACAAUUGGCUCAACGACGCUACCCAUUUCCUGGUGAAGAAGGUGUUGUACCCACUAAACAAGGAUAUAAAAAAAUAUCAGCUUCAUCUCCAAUGUUUUCUGUUGACUGUGAGAUGUGUGAAACAGACGUUGCGAAUCGAGAACUUACACGAAUAUCGAUAGUGGAUGAAUUCGAGAAUACGAUUCUAGAUACUCUUGUGAAACCAGAAGGUCGAAUCACAGAUUAUGUGACGCGAUGGUCUGGAAUUACACCGGAUAUGAUGGAAGGAGUAACGACGACUCUUGGAGAUGUUCAAAAAGCUAUUCAGAGCUUGUUACCGCCGGAUGCAAUUCUUGUUGGACACUCAUUAGAGCACGAUCUACAGGCAAUGAAAAUGACACAUCCAUUUUGUCUCGACGUUGGUCAUGUUCUCAACUAUACGAAUAGCAACACAGAAUUCCGAAAUAGUCUCAAAAAUUUGACGGAACUCUUUCUCGGAGCACAAAUUCAAUCAGAAUUCGGUCAUUGCUCGUAUGAAGAUGCGUGGGCAGCGAUGCGCCUCGCUCAGCUGAAACUCGAAAAAGGAUUGAUGUUCGGGAACGUGAGCUUCGGAUGGAAAUAUUCUGAAUACGCAAAAAACAAUGGAGCAGUUGAGAAGAAAAUUGUCACGGCUGCUGAAAUCACAUCAAAACCGUGUACUGAUUGCUCUCAGCCAACAGUUGUUGCUUGCACAGUUGCCAAUUGCAGAUGCAGAUUUGUAUCGACUCCUUCGAAAUGUGUGCAUUGUGUGAAGAUCGGGAUAAGUGCCCAAGGAGAUUUUCAUUGGCAGGAUACACUUGAUGUGGAUCAUGAAAAGAAAGCAUCUCCAAUCGGGAAUUAUUUGAAAAAGGAUAAAAUGAAAUCUGUGAUGUGUGCUUUCGAUACUGCUAUUCUCGACUGUCCUCCCAUAUCAAAAAAGGUCCGCUCAAAACUUCAUUCCUCUUUUCCCUCCUAUAAUGGAUUCGUCAACAGUGUAGCUUCUGAAAUGCUCAAUGACAGUGUAAUCCUCGUGGAGAUUGACAAAGAAAAAAUAGAACCAUUGGAAGAAACUGAUUCAGAGCAAGGAGAAGUUCCUGACAACGCGGAGGCACUGAAUCGGAUUCUUGAAAAACUGGUUGCCGCCACGGCUAAAAACUCACUGAUUAUGAUGAUCUUGUCUAAUUCCACUAAAAACGUGCUCUAUGUAAGAGUCAAAUAAUCUUUUUUUUUAAUAUUAAGUUUCUCAUAAAAUGAAUAACAAAUAAAAUUUGGUUUAAUUUAAA